AUGCUCGAAUUCACUCAUUCAAGAGAAUUUCGCCAACUAGAUUCUGUCUCCAAUUGCGCGAAUUUGUUUGCUGAUAAAGUAAACGAGUCCCAAGAGAAAUUGUCGCGGUUGUCUGAGAAUACGGCUAUUUUGCGCGGCCAAAUAGCUGAGUUUGAAGUGACUCUGGCCAACUCUCUGCAGGCUAGGAAAGAGGCGGAGCGCCGCUGCCAGAAAGCCGAAGCGUCAGCCGAUAGCUGGCGGCUGGAAUGUGAGCUUUUAUCCAGCCGCAUCGAUGAAGGGGCGCGUGCUUACGCCGAUCUGGCUGGGGUAAAGGUGCAGUUGGAUGAGGAGAUUGCCAUGUAUCGAGUAUUAUUACAAUCAGAGGAGGAAAGGUAA
This is a messenger RNA of Protopolystoma xenopodis, 375 nucleotides long. NCBI's taxonomy places the organism in Eukaryota, Metazoa, Platyhelminthes, Monogenea, Polystomatidea, Polystomatidae. The record is from the annotation of a GenBank genome assembly.